CGCCCUAGAUAACGGUAGAAUUGUGCACCGCCGCGCUGUCUUAAACGUGAAGAAUCAAAGGUCGUAUCGGUCGUGGAAAAUCGGUGACCUGGACAUUAUUAAGGUUGGUCGCAAGAGGGCGUGUGUCCUUUUUCACUAGGAGGAAGUUUUCCGUGAGCCCGGCGAGCGGCGCGAAGGGGCAGUGCACGAAUCGAGUGACAUACACGCGCCCGUGGAUCGUACAAGGCUCGCCCUGUGAAGUGUAUUAUUUUCUCUUCCCUACAUGAACUCAUGGCGGUGUAGUGCCGGGCCGAGUAAAACGGCAGAAAGCAGUUAAUCGGUGCCUGGAGUAUCAGCUAACCCGGAGGACCGAUCGCCGAAUAGGAAGCAGCGAGGAGACCUCAAGCGUAGAGCCAAAGAGAUAGGUGGAAGACAGUGGAAGGUCUAUCUCGCUGACUGCGAAGAAGGACAAAACGUGGCGGAUUCGGUGACCGCUCAGCUGUGACUACGAGCACAGAUAGGGCAAGGAGAUGCGCGAAUAUAAGAUAGUAGUGCUGGGCAGCGGAGGUGUCGGCAAGUCUGCCCUUACUGUACAGUUCGUGCAAGGAAUAUUCGUGGAAAAAUAUGACCCGACCAUCGAGGACAGUUACCGCAAGCAGGUUGAGGUCGAUGGUCAACAAUGUAUGCUAGAAAUAUUGGACACAGCUGGCACGGAACAAUUCACAGCUAUGAGGGACCUUUAUAUGAAAAAUGGGCAAGGGUUCGUGCUGGUCUAUUCGAUAACGGCGCAGUCGACGUUCAAUGACCUGCAGGACCUGAGGGAGCAAAUACUGCGGGUAAAGGAUACGGAUGACGUACCGAUGGUGCUGGUGGGCAACAAAUGUGACUUGGAGGAUGAGAGGGUAGUGGGUAAAGACCAGGGCGUCAAUCUUGCCCGGCAAUUCAAUUGCGCCUUCAUGGAGACCUCUGCCAAAGCCAAAAUUAAUGUUAACGAUAUCUUCUACGACCUGGUGCGGCAAAUAAACAAAAAGUCGCCGGAGAAGAAGACGAAGCAGAAAAAGAAAUCGCUGUGUCUACUUCUGUAAACGUGGAACGGCAGUGGCCAGGUUUCCUACAACGUCGAAAUCUGAAGACAACCAGUGGUUGGGUGAAGGGAUAAUGCGACAUGAAAAUACUAGUGACUAAGAGAGGGCUGAUACGACGAAAAAAAAAAAAAAAAAAUAAUAGAGGGAAAGAAGAGAAAGAGGUUAAAAAAGGGUCACUGCGAAAAUUUAAUAAAACGCGGAACACAAGGGUCACGAGAGUGGAAUGGAAAAGUGGUCCUGAGAGGAGAUGAGUGGAAUAUUGUAUAUACGUUAGUCCCGGGGCGGCUCGUGUGCACGCGCAAAAAUGGCGCACAAAUGUAGUACGAGACCCCGAGACAUCGGUUAUCACUGUAGGAGUUUUGCAUAACAAAAUGAUUGGUUAAUAUUAUAUAUUUAGGAGAAAGAAAAAAAAUUGAAAUGUUUGGGUGUGCGCGUGCGCAGGCCACCAACCCCCCAUGCAUCGCUCGCCGCGCACCUCUCUUAUAUAAUAUAAUAAUUAUACAUAGACAGUACAUACAUUAUUAAUUAAUUAUUAAUUAUUAUUAUGAAAGCAUCAAAAUAUUCAUAAGUUAUCAACCGUUUGUUUCUCAAACAAUAUAUGUUUUUCUAUAUCUCUCCGUAUUAAAGCAAAUAAUAAAAAAUUCAAUAAAUGUU
Cephus cinctus (wheat stem sawfly) is the source of this 1718-nucleotide messenger RNA. It is a transcript of the gene Rap1, whose product is annotated as ras-related protein Rap1. The record is from RefSeq and is a predicted model, not a curated record. Gene Ontology annotation, cellular component: plasma membrane. Gene Ontology annotation, biological process: cellular response to cAMP; negative regulation of synaptic vesicle exocytosis; Rap protein signal transduction. Bases 510 to 1064 code for a protein of 184 amino acids. Gene Ontology annotation, molecular function: GDP binding; GTP binding; GTPase activity. NCBI's taxonomy places the organism in Eukaryota, Metazoa, Arthropoda, Insecta, Hymenoptera, Cephidae. The transcript has 4 exons.